Molecule: messenger RNA, 723 nt
Organism: Hibiscus syriacus
Lineage: Eukaryota; Viridiplantae; Streptophyta; Magnoliopsida; Malvales; Malvaceae
Product: secretory carrier-associated membrane protein 1-like
Exons: 10
Coding region: 1-723 (240 amino acids)
Biological process (GO): protein transport
Cellular component (GO): recycling endosome membrane; trans-Golgi network membrane
Source: RefSeq, a predicted model, not a curated record
AUGAGUCACUACGAGACCAACCCUUUCGCCGAUGAAGAGGUCAAUCCUUUCGCGGAUCCAUCGGUUAAGAAAGGAUCAGGCGCCCGUGGAGGUGGAGGUGGAGGUGGAGGUUCACUUUUUUCUACAGUGAGUUAUUUUGCUUGCUCAGGGAUUUCACCCCUUCCUCCCGAACCGUAUGAGAGUGGUGCAACAAUAGAUAUUCCUCUUGAUACUCAUUCUACCGAGGAUGUCACAUCAAAGGAGAAAGAACUUAGAGCAAAAGAGGCUGAACUGAAAAGGCGAGAGGAGGAAUUAAUGACGAAGGAGGAAGCAAUAAAAAGAGCUCGAAUAGUGAUAGAGGUGAAAAAUUGGCCAGCAUUUUUUCCGAUUAUCCAUAACGACAUCGCAAAUGAAAUACCAGUCCACCUACAAACAAUCAUGUAUGUUGCUUUCGCAACAUUGAUAGGUUUGGUUAUCUGUCUUCUCUACAAUAUGGUGGCUGUUACUACAGCAUGGACCAGGGAUACAGUGGGCCCAAUAAUUUGGCUUCUUGCUGUUAUAUAUACCUUAACUGGCAUCCCUGGAGGCUUUUACUUCUGGUAUCGCCCUCUUUAUCAGGCUGCGAGGUCUGACAGUGCGCUGUGGUUUGGAUCGUUUCUCUUAGUUUUCUCGGUCCAUAUAGCGUUUUGCAUCCUUGCUGCAAUUGCUCCUGAAUUGUUUUUCAAGGGCGGGUCCAUAACGUAA